AUGUUAAUUGCUCAGUUAAUUAACCUCAUAUUUCUCAUAGUUUCAGAGAACGGUGUCAAUGCCUUAGUACCGAGACCACGGAAGCACACUGAAGGAAAUGCGCUUUGUAGCAUAGCUGAAUCACUCACCAUUGAACAUAAUUAUCCAAAAUGUUUUAUUCUGAUUGACGCCCUGAAAGUGUUCAAUGAACGUCUCCUUAUGAGGCAGCAACAACGGUUGUAUAAUGAAAGCGAAACUCUUCAUAUCAAAAAAAUGACGAUUGUGAUUAAAGACGGUUGUGAUGAGUCGGAGAAUAAAUUGUGGCCGAGUGAAUACAUGGAUGAAUCACAUAAAAUCAGCAUACUCGAUGGGAAGAUUGACAUUGAAUGUAACGAAGUGUGGGGAGCAUUACACGCAUUGCAGAGUAUCAUACAACUGGUGCAUAGAGGUAAAUUGGGGUCUCUUGUGAUGUACGAACGCAUUAUCGAGGAUGCACCACUAUACAUUCACAGAGGGUUUCUCGUUGACACCGCCAAUCAUUAUAUCAGCGUUGAUGAGAUUUUGAAGUUUAUUGAUGCUAUGGCGGUUGUGAAGAUGAACAUGUUCCAUUGGCAUAUGACGGAUGACAGUUCAUUCCCCUAUGUGUCAUCCACAUAUCCGCAACUGUCCCUAAAGGGUGCCUAUCAUCCACGGAGGUUGGUUUACGAGAAUGCUGAUGUUAUUCGCGUGAUAGAGUAUGCCCGUCUACAUGGGAUACGUGUGAUGGUGGAAUUUGAUACGCCGAGUCACACAAAGUCUUGGGAGAAGAGUCAUCCAGAAAUACGAACAGACUGUAACAAUAAAGGUAAUUUAGGCCCAUUCAAUCCUGCAAAUGAGACGACAUUCGAAUUCCUGAAGGCGUUUUUCAAAGAAGUCACUUCAGUAUUUCCAGAACCAUUCAUCCAUCUGGGUGGUAGGGAGGUGUCAUUCGAUUGCUGGAAAUCGAAUACUGGAAUUUCGAAUUUCAUGAAGGAGAAACAAUUCGGUAACGACUACGGGAAACUGGAAUCGUAUUAUUUUGAUCGACUAAUUGAAGCUAUUCAAUCAGUUCAACCAGAAGGAUACGCGAUUACACCAGUUGUUUCGCAUGAAGUAUUUCAGAAUGGUUAUCGUCCGAAUAAGACCACUGUAAUGAACGUCUGGCAGUACAGAAAUUGGCCGAAUAUUGUCAAAUCUAUAACGUCAGCUGGUUAUCGAGUUAUAGUUUCGGCAUGUUGGCAAAUCUCUCCUUCAAAUCAGGCGACUCGAUGGUAUGAUUAUCAUAAAUGUGAUAUUGGAGCAUUCGGAGGCACCGAAGAAGAGCAGAAAUUAGUGAUUGGUGGAGAGGCCGUUAUAUAUAGACGAUGUGUGGACAGUUCAAAUCUCUUCACGAGCUCAUGGCUUGAGGGUGCAGUCAUAGCCGAUCGCCUAUGGUCACAUGAUCAAUCCACCAUUGAUGAACUGAAACCAAGAUUGGCUGAACUACGUUGUCAUAUGAGAGACUUAGGAUUCAAAGUGAAACCGAUAAAUGAACCGAAGAAUUGUCUACAACCAUGA
Molecule: messenger RNA, 1554 nt
Organism: Trichobilharzia regenti
Lineage: Eukaryota; Metazoa; Platyhelminthes; Trematoda; Strigeidida; Schistosomatidae
Source: the annotation of a GenBank genome assembly